Candida tropicalis MYA-3404 is the source of this 1590-nucleotide messenger RNA. RefSeq lists its product as uncharacterized. The record is from RefSeq and is a predicted model, not a curated record. Gene Ontology annotation, biological process: transport. Gene Ontology annotation, molecular function: transporter activity. NCBI's taxonomy places the organism in Eukaryota, Fungi, Ascomycota, Pichiomycetes, Serinales, Debaryomycetaceae. Bases 1 to 1590 code for a protein of 529 amino acids. The transcript has a single exon.
AUGGAAGAGAAAACAUUACUACUACCGCAAUGGGUGUAUACUUUAUCAUUUUAUUCGUCAGUAAUAUCAGCUAUUAUCAUAUUCAUCAGUAUAACAUUACAUCUACUUAAUUAUCGUAAACCAUUCCAACAAAGGCUAAUGAUUCGAAUUCAGUUGAUAGUACCAUUAUUUGCAAUAUCAUGCUAUUCAAUGUUGCUCAAUCAGAACUCCCCAUUUAAUAAAUUCUUUCUUGAACCUACUAGAGAAGUUUAUGAAGCAUUUGUUAUUUAUACUUUCUUUUCAUUAUUAACUGAUAUGUUGGGUGGUGAAAGACAAAUUAUUAUUAUGACUAGUGGUAGACCACCUGUUCCACAUCCUGGAUUUUUGAAAUAUAUUUUACCCAAGUUAGAUAUCUCUGAUCCAAGAACAUUAUUAAUAAUUAAAAGAGGAAUCUUGCAAUAUGUAUGGUUGAAACCAGUUAUUUGUUUUAGUGUAUUGUUUUUUGAGAUGAUUGGUUGGUAUGAUGUUAACGAUUUGAGUGUUAAAUCUAUUUAUUUUUGGUUAACUUUAAUUUAUAAUGCUAGUGUUACUUUAUCACUUUAUUGCUUAGCUAUAUUUUGGAAGAUUUUAUGGGUUGAUUUGAAACCAUUUAAACCUGUUGGGAAAUUUUUAUGUGUUAAAUUAAUUAUUUUUGCAUCUUAUUGGCAAGGGGUUAUACUUGCAAUUUUAAGUUUUCUACAAUUAUUACCAGGAAGUGAAGAUGAUGAAGAUGGUAAUGGUACUGAAAAGAAAGAAAACAUUGGUAUAUGCAUACAAAAUGCUUUGUUAUGUAUUGAAUUAAUAGGAUUUGCUAUUGGUCAUUGGACUUCAUUUUCUUAUUAUCCAUUUACAAUUUCUCAAUUACCUUAUGGUAGAUUUCAAUUUAAAUAUGCUUUGAAAGAUUGUUUGGGAUUUAAAGAUUUAUUAUCUGAUUUUAAAUUAACAUUUCAUGGUGAUCAUUAUAAAGAUUAUAAGCUGUUUUAUUCGGUUGAAGCAAAUGUUGCUCAUCCUGAUUCAAAGGGUAGAAUGAGUAGAAUUCAUCAAGGUUUAAGAUAUCAUUACGAUGGGAAACAUAAACAUUGGUUACCUGAUAAUCAAAGUAUUACAAGUAAUACUAAUAUAAUACCAAGUACAUCAGAAAUUCAUGCAUUAGAUAAUUCCUCCAUUUAUUCAGGUAAUACAUCAUCAAUGAAAGGAAUUUAUCCCAACUCACCAAAGACAUCACCACCAAACUCACCGAAAUUACCUGGUAAUUCCAUGUAUGAUUUAUUGAUUAAUGAUUCGGAAUUAAACAAUAUUGAUUAUUCUAAUGAAGAUUUUGAAAAUGAUGAAGAGUUUUAUAAGGAAUCCAUUAGAAUUAUUAAUAAUUAUGGAUUAGAAGAUAAUCAAAUCAAAAAAUUAUUAAAUUAUCCAAUAGUUGAUGAAGUUAUUGAUAGUCAUGUCUAUGGCUAUAAAGUUCAAAAACUAAGACAACGUCAAUUAUUAAGACAAGUUAAUCGGUCAAGACAAGAAGAACAAAGUGAAUCAUUUUUACAAUCAAAUGAAAGUUAUAGAUAUGGUAGUAUUGUGUGA